AUGAAGAAGUUUCUUCUGCUAGUGAGUCUGUAUCUGCUUGGAUCUGCCAGAGGAGCAUCAGGUCAACCUGUUGAGCUUCCUGGCUCUAUGGAUCAUCAAGCUUCAGUUCAGCAACCUUCAGGUGACUACUUUUCACUUGCAAACCCUUCAGAUGGUGAGGCUUUAUAUGAGACUUCUUCAGGCGAGAACACUUUGAGUGAGCAUGGUUCAAGUGAGCACACUGCGGUUGAACACGUUUCAGGUGAGCACGAUGCAGUCGAACAUUCUUCAGGUGAGCACGAUGCAGUCGAACAUGCUUCAAGUGAGCACGCUGCAGUUGAACAAGCUUCAAGUGAGCACGCUGCAGUUGAACAAGCUUCAAGUGAGCACGCUGAAGGUGAACACACUGCAGGUGAGCAUGCUCCAGAUGAGCACGCUUCCAGUGAACAACCUUCUGGUGAACAGCCUUCGGGUGAAAAGCCUUCUGGUGAACAGCCUACAGGUGAACAGCCUGCAGGUGAACAGGUUGCAAGUGAACAGGUUGCAAGUGAGACGCCUUCAGGUGAACAGCCUGCAGGUGAACAGGUCUCAGCUGAACAAGUCUCAGGUGAAAAAUCACGAGGCGAACAGCCAUCAGGUGAACAGCCUUCAGGCAUCCCGCCUUCAAGCACAAUUUCAGGCCCAGUAUUAAAUUGCCACACAUGCUCUUAUAUGAAUGACCAAGGAAAAUGUCUUCGAGGAGAGGGAGUCUGCUCCACCCAGAAUUCCCAGCAGUGCAUGUUAAAGAAGAUCUUUGAAGGUGGAAAACUUCAAUUCAUCGUCCAGGGCUGUGAAAACAUGUGUCCAUCCAUGAACCUCUUCUCCCAUGGAACCAGGAUGCAAAUUAUAUGCUGUCGGAAUCAACCUUUCUGCAACAAGGUCUAG
Balaenoptera ricei (Rice's whale) is the source of this 903-nucleotide messenger RNA. Its product is annotated as acrosomal protein SP-10-like. The transcript has 4 exons. Bases 1 to 903 code for a protein of 300 amino acids. The record is from RefSeq and is a predicted model, not a curated record. NCBI's taxonomy places the organism in Eukaryota, Metazoa, Chordata, Mammalia, Artiodactyla, Balaenopteridae.